Gadus macrocephalus (Pacific cod) is the source of this 1054-nucleotide messenger RNA. RefSeq names its product makorin, ring finger protein, 4 (gene mkrn4). The annotation marks the transcript as partial. Gene Ontology annotation, biological process: protein polyubiquitination. The transcript has 4 exons. The record is from RefSeq and is a predicted model, not a curated record. NCBI's taxonomy places the organism in Eukaryota, Metazoa, Chordata, Actinopteri, Gadiformes, Gadidae. Gene Ontology annotation, molecular function: ubiquitin protein ligase activity; metal ion binding.
UAUGGUGCUUUCAUUUUUAAUUUGCUUAAGGAAUCAAAGUCUCCAGAAGGUAGUCGGGAUGCUAACAGCAGUAGCGACAGUGGCGGUGGUGGUGCCGCUGCUGCUCCUGAAGACCAGGAGGAAACUGAAGCCUACUUCGAAAGUAAAGAAGUGACCUGUGGCAUCUGCAUGGAUAAAGUCUAUGAAAAGAUGAGCGCAGAUGAGCGACGCUUUGGCAUCCUGCCCAGCUGCAAUCACUCCUUCUGUUUAAGGUGUAUUGUUACAUGGAGGAAAACAAAAGACUUGCAGGAGGAGGUCAUCAAGGGUUGUCCUCAAUGCAGGGUGAAAUCUGCGUUCUAUGUGCCACAUAAUUACUGGGUAGAGGGCCCGGCGAAGGAAACUCUCAUUGCAUCCUUCAAAGAGAAAUGCAGAAAAAGAAGAUGUAGUUAUUUUCUGCGCCAUGGAUGCUGCCCCUUCAAAGCCGAGUGCAUUUAUUGGCAUGACGAAGUGCAACGUCGUCGUUCUGCACACUUGCUUCAAACGGACUACCUUGAAGAUAUUGACCCCAUGCACAUCCUGGAUUUCGUCAUGUCCAUCACCUUUUUGCACAUUGACGAUGAAGAUGAAUAUGAUCUUCCUUUUCACAUUACCCAUGGCCUCAGCUUCUGAGCCCUGUUGCCCUUCUGUACUCGUAGGACUUGUUCGAGCCUUUCUGCACUUUAGCCUGGGAGGGAGAAAUGUGACUAAAACUUAAUGGCACAUUUAUUUCCUCCUGGGAAGCAAGGCAACAGUCGUGUUCAUCCUCUGAAGCUGUUUGGUUGGACCCUUUUUGGGAAGGGAGGGGUAUCUUCAAAUAGGCCUGGUUACUUUGUAAUUGUUAUACAAAAAAUAUAUCUUGCUAAUUUGCACCAUUUUUAUUGUAUUAGGAAGGCAUUUUUAUUGUCUCAUACUUGCUGUAUUGUUCCCAAUCUUGCUGUUUUUUUUUCUUCAGAAUGCUAGUUAUGAUAAAUGGAUCUGUCGUUUUAUAGUUUUAUGACUAAUUGCUUGCAAACAAAAGAAUAAACAUUGUCUCAUA